Messenger RNA from Musa acuminata AAA Group (dessert banana), 1593 nucleotides. Its product is annotated as enhanced ethylene response protein 5. The transcript is spliced from 13 exons. Bases 121 to 1362 code for a protein of 413 amino acids. Gene Ontology annotation, biological process: post-transcriptional tethering of RNA polymerase II gene DNA at nuclear periphery; transcription elongation by RNA polymerase II; poly(A)+ mRNA export from nucleus. NCBI's taxonomy places the organism in Eukaryota, Viridiplantae, Streptophyta, Magnoliopsida, Zingiberales, Musaceae. Gene Ontology annotation, molecular function: RNA binding; double-stranded DNA binding. The record is from RefSeq and is a predicted model, not a curated record. Gene Ontology annotation, cellular component: transcription export complex 2.
CUCUCUCUCUCUCUCUCUACGGCUGCACCCCCAAUCAAAACAACAGUCUCACCGGCACCACCGCAGUCGCCACCGCUCUCUCGGUGAUAAUAAGGGGCGCAAGCACAAGUAAUUGAGGUCAUGGCGUACCUGAGCAUGGGUGAGGCCCACCGACGCAUCACCGACUACCUCUCCCGCUUCUCUGAUGCCGUCUCCUCCCAGGACGCCGCCGUCCUCUCCCCUCUUCUCGCCGUCUCAUCCAACUCGGCUUCCCUCCAAUCCCUCGCCGAUGCCCUCAACGUCUUCCAGGAUUCCAAUCGGUUGGUGGGCCAGUUGGAGAGAUCCUCCCAGCUCGCGGAAAUCCUCUCCCCCCUUCUCCGAUGCAUCCAGAGCUACCGACUCGGCAGAUUCGCGGAUGCUUAUGUCGUUCUUGAGAAGGCCGCAAAUGCGUUCUUGCAGGAGUUUCGGAAUUGGGAGACUCCGUGGGCAAUGGAAGCCUUGUACACUCUGGCGCUAGAGAUUCGAUUGCUUGCAGAGAAGGCUGAUAGAGAGCUGGCUUCGAGUGGGAAGAAUCCUGAGAAGCUGCAGGGAGCUGGCUCGUUCCUGAUGAGAGUCUUCGGCGCCCUGGCUGGGAAAGGUCCCAAACGUGCUGGAGCCUUGUACGUGGCCUGCCAACUGUUCAAAGUAUAUUUCAAGCUUGGUACAGUGCAUCUUUGCCGUAGUGUCAUUAGAAGUAUUGAAACUGCUCGAAUAUUUGAUUUUGAGGAAUUUCCAGUCAAAGACAAGGUCACUUACAUGUAUUAUACAGGCCGUUUGGAAGUAUACAAUGAAAACUUUCUUGUUGCUGAUCAAAAACUGACAUAUGCCUUGAUGCAUUCCAGUCCUAGGAAAGAGGCUAACAAAAGGAUGAUUCUGAAAUAUCUCAUUCCUGUGAAGCUUUCAAUUGGUAUCUUGCCUAAACAGUGGCUUAUAGAGAAGUACAAUCUGAUUGAGUAUGGUGAAGUUGUUAAUGCAAUUAAAAAGGGAGAUCUAAGACUACUCAGGCAAGCUCUUCGGGAGCACGAGGACAGAUUCUUAAGAUCAGGUGUUUACCUUGUUUUGGAGAAGCUGGAGCUCCUGGUGUAUCAAAGACUGAUAAAGAAAAUUUAUGUACUUCAAAAACAGAAGGAUCCUAGUAAAGCACAUCAAGUAAAGUUGGAAAUCAUAGUGAAAGCCUUGAAAUGGCUUGAAUUGGACAUGGACAUCGAUGAGGUGGAGUGUAUAGUGGCCAUUCUUAUCUAUAAGAAUCUUAUCAAGGGUUACAUUGCCCACAAAAGCAAAGUUGUUGUCCUCAGCAAACAAGAUCCAUUCCCCAAAUUGAAUGGCAAGCCUAUCGGUUCAUAGUCGAUCAUGAGUUGCUGAACUAACUUAUUUUUUACAUAGUAAUUCAGUGCCUACAAUUUUAGUAUAGAAGAUUUAAUAAUCAGGUCAGCCCUUCUACUGGUGCUUUUACAUGUAUUUUAUUUUCAGAAUUGGAUUCGUCUUGACCCCCUUAUAUGUUGGAUGAAAUUGACGAGUCUACUGAGCAAGAAGAAGGAAUUACUGACAAGAUAUAUCGCUAUUUAAUUUCCAAUA